AGAACUAGGGUUUUACUGUUCCUCUUCGAUCGAUCAUCACUCGCCUCGCCCAUGUCAACGGCGGCGCUGGUGGCGCGGCUCGCCCGCGACGUAUCGGCCGCGCGAGACGCCGCCCGCUUGGCCGCGGCCGCCGCAUCCCGCGCCGCGCGCUCCUCGGCGGUCGCGUCGUCCAGUCCUUGCGCACGCUCGGCGGCCGUCGUCGCAGCACGUCGCGCGGCACGCUCAGCCGCCGCCGCCGCAUCUCGCGCCGCGCGCGCGGUGUCACGCAUCCCGUCUUAUAACCUCGACGACUACAGCGACUACGAGCCAACUCCUGCUCCUCCCAGCCCAUUGCCAUCAUAUGGUCCUGAGCCAGCUGACGAUGAGACGGACAAGGAUUUUGAGACUGAUCUAGUUGACAGUGUGACGGACAAGGAUUUUGAAUCUGAUGAAGCCAUUUGGGCCUUCUAUGAGCGCUGGUGCAAGGCUUACGAUAAGGAGCGUGACCAUGCUGAGAUGGCUCACCGGUUCAAGAUAUUCAAGGAAACUGCAGAGCUUGUUCAUAGAUCCAACAAGGAUGCUCCAGAAGAAGAGAAACUAUGUUUUGGCCCAUACUGCGAUGGGUUCGAUGAGCAACAGAGGGCUGAAUUUCUGCUUAAGUUUGGCCAUUUUCACGGGAUUCACGAAUUUGUAGAGCAGUGGAAGAUCGACUUCCCAAAGCCGCGGAAGAUUGACUCCCCAAAUCAAUCCCCAUGAAUCACCAAAUCUAUCCUAAUACGGGUAGACGGACCAAGUUCUACUUCUCUAUCUUUAUCUUUAUCUCAACUAUUAUAAAAAAUAAAGAUGUUUUUGUCGGUAUUUUGGCACGUGAUCCGUAUUUGAGUCGGUUUUUAAGUUCGUUUGCUUUUGGAAAUACAGUUCUGUGUUUGAGUCAGUUUUUAAGUUCGUUUAUACUUCUAAAAAUACAAAAGAAGUCGUAUAAGAAAUUUCUUUUAAAAAAAUGCUAACUUGAAAUGAAAGUCAAACUCCUAGAAAAAUGCUAACUUGAGAUGCUCGACGCCUUCGCCACCGCCAAACCCGCUGGCACGAGCAGGAGCACGGGCUAAGGAUUGGAGAGAGGGGAGGAAGAAGAAAGAGGAGGAGAAUGACAGGCGGAAUCCAUUGGUUAAUAGAGUGGAAUGUGAAUAGUAUGUUGGAAUAGAAGAUAAAUUUGACUCUCUAAAUUUUUAUCAGCCUGGCAAUAUAGAUAUUUAGAGAGUCAAAAAUAACCACUCCGUUAGAGGCAUCUCUAACAGCCCACAAACAGCUAGGGUUGAGUUGAGGGAGCCUGGAGCGCUUCCACCUCCAGCAUCUAUUCCCUUCGUGCCCGAUGCCCGCUUCCACGCCGCCACUGACCGCUGUCCGCGCCGGCGCCACGCCGCGUCCGCUGUUAGCGCCGGCGCAGCCCAGUGCCGAGCCACACCACAGCGCCGACGCCCGUGGGUCCGCCGUCCGCGCCAUCGCGGCGCCGAGCUGGGGGCCGACGACGUUACAACUUCUCCUUGUAUCGCCAGUCGCCGCCUUGCUGCGGGACGUCGGCCGGUUGCCGUCUUGUCGCAGAGCCGCCGCCCGCUGUCUCCCGUCUGGCGUGGCGUCUACCGGUGCCCGUCUCCAGCUCUCCGCUCCCGGCUGCUUCAUAAAUCGAUUUGUGAUUCAUGAAUCUGAGAAUGAUUGAGUAUGCACUUUGUAAA
Molecule: messenger RNA, 1709 nt
Organism: Oryza sativa Japonica Group (Japanese rice)
Lineage: Eukaryota; Viridiplantae; Streptophyta; Magnoliopsida; Poales; Poaceae
Source: RefSeq, a predicted model, not a curated record